Messenger RNA from Myodes glareolus (Bank vole), 2071 nucleotides. It is a transcript of the gene Got1, whose product is annotated as glutamic-oxaloacetic transaminase 1. Lineage: Eukaryota; Metazoa; Chordata; Mammalia; Rodentia; Cricetidae. Gene Ontology annotation, cellular component: cytosol. The record is from RefSeq and is a predicted model, not a curated record. Gene Ontology annotation, biological process: L-aspartate biosynthetic process. Gene Ontology annotation, molecular function: L-aspartate:2-oxoglutarate transaminase activity; pyridoxal phosphate binding.
ACGUUGCCAAGUUCCGGACGCGACUCGGCUAUUGGAAGUCAUGGGCUUUCCCCGCCCGCCGGUGAAGGUGAGAGUCUCCUCCGGUCUCCGUGCUGCUCAGCGCACCGAGCAGCUCUGGGCUCGCGCUCGAGGUCUCGGCAGAUUCCUUCACGAUGGCACCUCCAUCAGUCUUUGCCCAGGUUCCACAGGCCCCUCCAGUUCUGGUCUUUAAGCUCACUGCGGACUUCCGGGAGGAUCCAGAUCCCCGCAAGGUUAACCUCGGUGUGGGAGCAUACCGCACAGAUGAUUCUCAGCCCUGGGUUUUGCCAGUAGUGAGGAAGGUGGAACAGAAGAUUGCUAACGACAGUAGCCUCAACCAUGAGUACCUGCCCAUCCUGGGCCUGGCAGAGUUCCGAAGAUGUGCUUCUCGCCUCGUACUUGGGGACAACAGCCCAGCUCUCAAGGAGAAUCGGGUCGGAGGUGUGCAGUCUUUGGGAGGAACAGGUGCACUUCGAAUCGGAGCUGAUUUCUUAGGGCGAUGGUACAAUGGCAUAGACAACAAGAACACACCCGUCUAUGUAUCGUCGCCAACCUGGGAGAACCAUAAUGCCGUGUUUUCUGCUGCCGGUUUUAAGGACAUCCGCUCCUAUCGCUACUGGGACGCGGAGAAGAGAGGCCUCGACCUCCAGGGCUUCCUGAGUGAUCUGGAGAAUGCUCCCGAGUUCUCCAUCUUUGUCCUCCAUGCCUGUGCGCACAACCCAACCGGGACCGACCCGACUCCAGAGCAGUGGAAGGAGAUCGCUGCCGUCAUGAAGCGCCGUUUUCUGUUCCCCUUCUUUGACUCAGCCUAUCAGGGCUUUGCAUCUGGAGACCUAGAGAAAGAUGCCUGGGCUAUCCGCUAUUUUGUGUCUGAAGGCUUCGAGCUCUUCUGUGCCCAGUCCUUCUCCAAGAACUUCGGGCUCUACAAUGAGAGAGUGGGGAAUCUGACCGUGGUUGGAAAAGAAUCUGACGGCAUCCUGCGGGUCCUUUCCCAGAUGGAGAAGAUUGUGAGAAUCACUUGGUCCAAUCCCCCUGCGCAGGGAGCACGGAUCGUGGCCUUCACCCUCUCUGACCCUGAGCUCUUUAAGGAGUGGACAGGCAAUGUGAAGACAAUGGCUGACCGGAUUCUGACCAUGAGAUCUGAACUCAGGGCACGAUUAGAGGCCCUCAAGACUCCCGGGACCUGGUCUCACAUCACUGAGCAGAUUGGAAUGUUCAGCUUUACUGGAUUGAACCCCAAGCAGGUUGAAUAUCUGGUCAACGAGAAGCACAUCUAUCUGCUGCCAAGCGGUCGAAUCAACAUGUGCGGUUUAACCACCAAAAACCUAGAUUACGUCGCUACCUCCAUCCAUGAAGCCGUUACCAAAAUCCAGUGAAGAAACACCACGUAGUCCAUACCACCAAAGUGGUUUUUUGUCACGUCUUCCCUGCCUGCGCAAACCUAGUUGUACAUAUCCUGGAUUAGAGAUCACCGUGGUGAGGCGGCCACUGUUUAGCUGGCCCCACGUGAAGAAGACAUUUCUUGAAAUGAACCGGAGGUCCAGGGGAUUAGAGCCUUUUAGAAACCAGAGCACAUCAGAGUUAUUUAAGAAUAAAAAGUACUUUGCUAUGAGAUGUAAUUACCUUGCCUUCCUCUAGCAUUCUGCUGGAGUUGCUGUCCGUGGAGCCAUGGGCUUCUGCGUGUUGCUUGACUCAGUACAAAGUCCAGUCCCAAAGAUCAUGUUGUCUGAGGAGCCGGGUGUGACUGUGGGUGUCGGCUGGGGCAUUAAAACCUAUCAUUUCCACCCAGAGUCUCUGCCUCCCUGAUCUUUCUGCAUGGUUGUGUCCCUAGUCUGAGACAUUAGUUUUUUUUGUUUUUGUUUUUGUUUUUUUUUUUAGGCCAUUAUGGCAGAUAUUUACAUCAUGACACACAGAUGGAUAUACAUAUUUAAUUGAAAUAAAAGUCCCACUAGAUGGUAUUGCUCUUGUGGUAUGUAGCACCUUGUGAUGUUUUCUUAGUCUAUUCUGUUGUGUUCUGUUUCAUUUAAAAAAUAAAAACACUCAUCAAGACACA